AUGAAAAUCAUUGCUGACAUCAUUCAAAGCAUAGCUGACAAGGUGGAUGCAGCAACAACCUUCAACAUCUGCGUCACGAGGGACCAGAUGCUGGAAAGAGGCAUGAAACUGUGGCAAAGACAAAAUAAAUCUUCCCCCAAAAACCUUACAGUUUCAUUCAUAGGAGAGGCUGGCAUUGACAGUGGUGCCCUGAGGAAGGAAUUUUUAACUGAAAUGCUGGCAGGGAUCGAGAGGAGGUUUUUUGAGGGGGGAAUUGAUGGCAAAGUACCAAAGUACUCAAUGACCGACUUUGAAAAAUACAACUUCAGGACUAUUGGAGAAAUAUUUGCUGUGAGUCUUGCACAAGGGGGACCACCACCAAACUUUUUAAUGCAUUGGUGUUACAUCUACAUAUCCACUGGUGAAUUUGACCUGGGAUCAAUAACUGAAAAGGACGUUGUGGACCUGGAGCUCAUCGAACUUAUAAAAGAGUUCUACACUAUAGUGAGGUUACUGCCCAUGCUCCAACAAACCUCCUCUGGAAUGAAACUGUAUGACCUCCUCACCUUAGUCCAGCAGGAAAACAACAUCUGCAGACAGCUUUUUGUUCCAGGAUCUUUUGGCAAGGUGGAUGCUGAUUUUCUCGUGCAGUCCCUAUCCCCUGUCUUUAGUGAGAUUGGCACAAUGAGACAUCAAAGAGAGUCCACAGUGGUCAACUUUCUCCAAGACUUUGUACAGGCUAUGGAGGAUGAAGGUAAGAGGAUGAACACAACUCAGAGACCAGAGAAGAAGAUGAGGUCAACAAGGCUGAAAAACAAAACAAUGAGACAUAUUAAUGUUGGCAAGUUCUGCCAGUGGCUAACAGGACAAUCUCAUAUUCCUUUAAGUUAUGCAGAACGUAAACACUUUAAAAUGGUCAUGGAAUUUGACCAUGACUGUGAGGUUCGUUAUGGUGCAAAUCAUACCAUCUGCUAUCCUGUGGUUAAUGCAUGUUCCUGCUCAGUUUCAUUCCCAGUUGCACACCUGAGAACAUAUGCAGAGUUCAAAACGGUACUCUCUCAGGCCAUUGUCAAUGGCUUUGAAUUUAGCCGGUAUUGAGGGGUUUAAAUUUAAGGAGGAGACCCACUGUGCAAUGAGUGGUCCACGACAUGUGUAUAAGGCGUCAUCAAUAAAACCUACAGGAGAUGUCCUCAGGGAGGCCACAGUGAAAGCUUUACUAUGUCUUUCCAUGGAGGUCUUGUCUUGAUGUGAAAUGAAUAGGGGUAGGGGAAUAAAAAUUGUGAUUUCACAUUGAAUCAAAUCUAAACCUCCUGCAUGACAGGUGAGAUUUCUACCAUCUGGACCACCAGUGCAUCCGAGGUAACAUUGAGUCUUGUAAGCAUCACAUCACAGGUAUGAGAUGGUUACUAAGGUAUUGUAAUACUCAAUAUUACUAAGGAUCAUGCACUGGUGGGCGAGUAGUAAGAGUCCCACUUGUCAUGCAGGAGAUUUAGGUUCGAUUCAAUGUAAGUAGAGAGAUGAUGCCUUGGAGAGGUGUUUUGGAUCAGUCUUUGCUCAGUGGGGAUGAAUGAACUCCAAACUCAUUGUAUGCGCAGUGAUUUCACAUGUUCAUGGCAGACAAUGUAUAGUUGUUCAUUAGUCAAGUUUGGGUCAGUCGGAUCAAUGAGAGUUUGGAGUUCAUUCAGCUCCUCCUCAGUUAGAGGGCAAUCAUAUUCAGGCACCACAAUGCCAGUUUCAGGUUCCGAGUCGUUGCCAUUGUAAUCAGCCGCAGUCUCCCAAUCAAUGUCCAGCUCUUGAAGAUCCUAUGUGCCAAAAGAGAGUAUUUUAGUUUGCACAGAUCAUUACAGUGUAUGGUUGUUAUUUAUUUUCAAGGUGUUCCAUUCUUCCUGGAUCUUUGUUCAAUAAACACUAAUUCAAUCCUC
Messenger RNA from Nerophis ophidion (straightnose pipefish), 1901 nucleotides. RefSeq lists its product as uncharacterized. Gene Ontology annotation, molecular function: ubiquitin-protein transferase activity. Bases 1 to 1077 code for a protein of 358 amino acids. NCBI's taxonomy places the organism in Eukaryota, Metazoa, Chordata, Actinopteri, Syngnathiformes, Syngnathidae. The transcript is spliced from 7 exons. The record is from RefSeq and is a predicted model, not a curated record.